Molecule: messenger RNA, 2672 nt
Organism: Oncorhynchus masou masou (cherry salmon)
Lineage: Eukaryota; Metazoa; Chordata; Actinopteri; Salmoniformes; Salmonidae
Product: protein phosphatase 1 regulatory subunit 3B-like
Exons: 2
Coding region: 313-1158 (281 amino acids)
Biological process (GO): regulation of glycogen biosynthetic process
Cellular component (GO): protein phosphatase type 1 complex
Molecular function (GO): glycogen binding; protein phosphatase 1 binding
Source: RefSeq, a predicted model, not a curated record
UGAACCCAGUAUGGCGUUUAAAGCAACGAGCCGGUGGCAUGACUGAAACUGGGUACAGUUCGUGAAGUUGCGACAGGUCAUUGAUUUGUAGCAAUUAUAGAGUAACAUUGCUGCAAAAGUGAUAUCUAUACCUACAUUGUAGCCCACAUAUAAACGACACGGAAGAGGAGCUUUUACCGCUGUUGACCGUGCAAUGGUGAUUUCUGACUGGUAGACGUACCCUAUCGCUUAAUUAAUUGCAAAUAUUUCUAACAAACUGCACAAGUGUAUUUGGCCUUUUUCCUCAAGUCCAUCAGGCUGAUUGAAUUUGCCAUGCCUCUCUACCUGUCGAACGAUGACUUCUGCUACAGGACCCCAAAAUCACUGAAACCACUACGACCCUGUCUGAACCCUUGCCUGAGGUUCAAAUCCUCUGCUCCUCCUAAGCAGAUUAAAUCAGAGAGCGCUAUUCAUGAGGAGAAUGGGAAACCCAAAAGGCGAGUGUCCUUUGCCGACCACAAUGGCCUGGCCCUCACCAAGGUGAAGGUUUAUUCCUUGUUCGACAAUGCCAUUGACAUUCCACUCAACAUCACAGAUCUGUUCAGCGCUGCGCUCAAAUUAACAGAUGAGGACAGACUGGUGCUGGAUUUCACCCAGCCCUCUUCUGACUACCUGCUCUUCCGCCAGCGUUUGGAGACCGAGCUUGUCUGCUUGGAAAAUUGCAUGUUGAAAAAGAGGGCACUGGCUGGAACUGUGAAGGUAAAAAACCUGUCCUUCGAGAAGUCUCUAAAGGUGCGUUUGACCUUUGACACCUGGAAAAGCUACACCGACUUGGAGUGCCAUUAUGUCAAGGACACAUACACGGACUCGGACCGUGAUACCUUCUCCUUCGAGGUUUCCCUUCCAGCUGCACUGAUACCACACGAGAAGGUAGAGUUUGCCAUCUGCUAUAAAGUCAAUGGCCAGACAUACUGGGACAGCAACCAGGGCCAGAACUACAGGAUUAUCCGGCCUGCUCUGAAGAGUGAUGGCCAGGGUAGCUUCAGCAGUACCCAGCAGAUGCACUCCUUUUAUUUGGGAAUUCACUUCGAUCACUACGGUAGUCCCAGGUGCUCCCAUGGGAUCUGCCCAGAGUGUCCAAGAUAUUCAGGAUAUGAGGAGAUUCAACCUUACUACUGAAAAAAAAAGUGAUUCUUAAAGGAAAACUUCAGGAUUUUGGCAAGAAGAGUCGUAUUAACUCGUAGAUACCAUUUGUCUCUGCGUGCAGUUUGAAGGAAGUUGCUAGCUAGCGCAAUUGCUAACUAGUGUUAGCCCAAUGACUGGAAGUCUUAUGUGUAUCUGCUAGCAGAUACUCAUAGACUUUGUCACUGUGCAAAAGCUAGUUAGCAUUGGCUCGCAAAACUACCUCUAACUUCCUUCAUACUGGACACAGACAUAAAAAUGGCUCUGGGGAAGUAGACAAUGGGCCUCAUUGCCAAAAUCCCAAAGUAUCCUUUUAAAGUGUGUUUUUGUUCAAAGGGCUGUUCCAGAUCAGUUGUGAAAAUGUUUCAUUUCUUUUAAAAUUCACUCAACAGGAGGCCAGUCUUGCCAUGCUUGGUGGAACAAAAGCAAUAAGAAAAAGAAAGGGGGUGUUAUAAGGAUAUUAAGGUUUUUGGAUGGGGGCUAUAUACUCUGUGGAUGAUCAUAUUUUCAAUGCUUAGAUGGGACAUUUUACAGAUUGCAUGACCGGUUUAAUAAACAGACAUUUCUCAGUGUAGGUCUUUACUGGACCAUCUACCUUUUGUAACUGAUCUAUGUGUUGAGAUGAGCCAUUGUUGACUCAACAGGAAAAUUACACUAACUGGUAACACUAAUUAAUAUAAUAUCAAUGUAGCCUAUUGAAUAUGAAAUAUAUUUUUUAUCACAAAAAAAGAAACAAAACAAGAGAUUAUACAUAACUGUCAUGAAAGAGAAAAGAGCUAUGGCUGAUCUAGUUCAAAAAACAACUACUUGUAUAGCUUUUCACUUAUGAUGAUCACUUAUGAUGAUCCUCUUCAAGGAAUACCUAGGAUAGGAUAAGUUAUCCUUCUCACCCCCCCCCCCCCUUAAAUGAUUUAGAUGCACUAUUGUAAAGUGGCUGUUCCACUGGAUGUCAGAAGGUGAAUUCACCAAUUUGUAAGUCGCUCUGGAUAAGAGCGUCUGCUAAAUGACUUAAAUGUAAAUGUAAUGUAAAUGUCUGAAUAAUUGGAAGAACAGUGUUUCUAAUUAUGGAUGCCAAAUUCAGUGAUUUUAAAUAAUCUAUUUGGAAACCAAAUGUCCAUGUCCUCUCAGGUCACAUUUCUUGAGUUCUUUAAUUUGAUGUCUGUUAAGUAAUAGACCUCAGAAUUGAAAUGGGCCCUUCAAGUCACUUCAGGAUUUGCACCAUACGUUUGUACAAAGUUCAUUCUGGUGUGGUUGUGUGUUAUUAAUUCCUUCCAUUUUUAAAGGAGGGAAUGGUAGGAAUUAAUUUGGGACUCAACUUAAGAAAUGCACAUUUGUCUGCUCAUGUUUUCAUUUACUCCAAUUGAAAUGUUUUACUGUGUUCACUAUGCUGCUUGAUAUAAAUGUCAUUGGAUAUGUUUUUAAAACCAAGUAUUAGGAUGGAUUUUGUAGGUCCAGAUAUUUUAUCUUUUUAAGAUGCUGUAUUAUAUUGAUUUUGAAAAUGUUAAAUAAAU